AUGCACAAAUUGGUGAUCUAUACGACUCGAGGGACAGUUUUGGACACUAGAGAUUGUCAGCCAGCGGCAACACUCAAAGAACUCAUCGGAAAUGCUCUAGGAUUGGUCAAAAUUCGGCUCGAAGAUGUCUGCUGUCUCAAACGCCAAGGAGAAGAUGGGAAAUGGCUCAAAAUCUCGUGGAAAGAGGAAAUACCCAAACGAGACUGUGUUUAUCAAGUCACACGGGAUCCACUGAAGGUACAUAUUCCCUUUUUAUUGUUUUAUGAGUUUAGACACGACUGAAACAUCGAGUUCGAGUAGUGGAUUAUGAUGGAGAAGAAAUCGGAUUGAUCCCGACGAAAUCUGGCAUUGUGGUGCAGAAAAUUGUUAAUGAAGUCGUCAUGUCCCUCGGAGUUGAAAUGAAGAACGUUUUCAUUGUGGAAGUCCUUAGGGAAAACCGACUUCUCGGUGUGAAAUUGACGGGAAGGAUAAAAAGGGAGGAAAGAUUAGUAAUCACCUUGGAUUUGUUGGAAAGAGUAAGAAUUUUAUGUUACCAAUAGGUUGUAUAUGCUAAUUAAUCGACUACUAUCCGUUUUAAACUGAGUUGGAGUUGUCUUUGUAUAAAAUUUAUCUACUACAAUAUAAUUUUUCUACAGGACGCGGUCGAAAUCGAUGCCGGUGAGCCAAUCCUGCCUAAAUGUCUUACAAUUCUCAAACUGGACGAGAUGUUGUCGCAGUAUCAACAUGUGAGUCACUUUUUUUUGUUUUUCUGAUGUUUAGAUCCGUGACGAUUGACGUUCGUAUUCUACCCACCUUUAUUUAGAGACUUGGAAGACAUGGUAUUAAGUCGGUAACGAAUGCGUUGGACCCAAAAGAAGUCCUUUCUCGCCUAAAGGCAGGAGAAGCGAUGACCGAUUCUGAGAAGCUUUUAAUUUCCAAAUGCGUAGCACCACCGUUACAAGAACAUUGCUUCAAAAGAGAUUCCCCAUGGCGAAGGGAAAUUCGGCUCUAUUUGGCCAAUCUCUUCGCUCCGUAUCCGCAGCUUCAUAUUGUAAGUGUAAAAUAAAAUAUUUUUUGGUUUUGGAUCACAGAGAAUAUUUAAAGUCUGUAGAAACAAAUUGAAAUGGUAAAAAGUUUCGUAUUUUACACUUUUAGCCCGAUUUUGUCUCGGAACACGAUACCAAAGUGGAGAUUAAUGUGCUGGAGAAGGUGAUGAUUGCCAAUUUGGUUAAAAAAAAGGAAGCUAGACGGGCUAGAGUCAUGAAACUUCUCAAGAGAAACAACAAAGGCCUUUCUUGA
Messenger RNA from Bursaphelenchus xylophilus (pine wood nematode), 1278 nucleotides. The record is from the annotation of a GenBank genome assembly. Lineage: Eukaryota; Metazoa; Nematoda; Chromadorea; Rhabditida; Aphelenchoididae.